CACUCCUGUGCCGUAUUUGGGUUAUGUACGCAAAGGAUUUCCUUAUGCUCCAGGUUUGUUUGGCCAGCUUUGCAUGUGCGCACGAUCAAAGGGCGUCCUGCGAGGCUAGAUCCGUGUGUGCGCGCGCCACUUUUCGUUUUGCUCCAGAGAUUCUUCCGUCGCGGUGUGUGCAUUUGUCCCGAGCAGUCACAUGGAAACGCGGUGCUCGCUACUGCCACCGACCGAAGCCGCCUCCCCUAGUCCUCUUGGCUUAAAUUUCUUUCCGGCUCCGUUACCAAGCAAGGUUUUUAGAAAGGUGAGUUCGCCUUUCAACCUGUCCAAGGGAAUUGGCAACCCGACAAGUCCCUGCGCAGCACCAAGGCGAAGAAUGAAGGCUCGCGCUCCUGCUCCACCAAACCAACCAUUCACAGCUUGUAAAAGUAGUAAUGAAUACAAUUUAACCACAGAUCUGGGAAUGCAGCCUGAUCAGGGUGUGCUAAAUGUGAAGGAAAAUCUGAUUAGCAGGACAGUGGACUUAAGAGUAGUUCUCCUAGAUGGAGAAGAACAGAAAAACAGUGUGCCUGGGAGUAAAGCUGUGAUGGACUUGUUAGUUGACUUGUGCAGCCAACACCACUUAAAUCCAGCACACCACACUCUUGAGCUACAGACCCGGGGGACCCAAGAGCCUUUGAGUUACAAGCCAAAUACUUUGAUAGGGUCACUGGAUGUACAUAAGAUACUUCUGAAGGAAAAGAUUCUUGAAGGAAAGACCAAGCGGCCUCCUCCCAGGAUUCCUGAGAAAACUGUGAGGCUGGUAGUAAAUUACCUGAAGACACAAAAGGCAGUGGUUCGAGUGAGCCCUGAGGUACCCCUUCAGAGUUUAAUCCCAGCCAUUUGUGAAAAAUGUGAGGUCAGUCAGGAAUACCUUGUCCUCUUGAGAGAUACCUUCAGUGGGGAGGAGUUGGAGCUUACAAAAUCACUGAAUGAACUGGGAAUAAAGGAGCUUUAUGCAUGGGACAGGAAAAGAGUUGUUCCAUCAAAAGCUCAAUCUGAACCUUCUCUGAACUGUAGAGAAACCAGAAAUUAUUCAACAAGCUGCGAUACAACGGAAAAAGAAAAGAAACGAUUUCUGGGAUUUUUCAAGGCUAAUAAAAGAAACAGUAAGGCAGAAGAACAUUCGACCCCAAGGAUGGAUGGAGUUUGCAGCAGCGAAGAACCUUUAAAAUCCACAAGAGCAAGUGAACAGGACCUAGAUGUAGUUACAUCAGCUCCAAGUUCUCCUUCAGUGAACUCACGUUCCAUUACAUUGGGUCAAUCACUGUCUCUUGGGAACAUCUCAGGAAUGACUGGAAGCACUGAAAUAAAAAAGCGGAGAGCACCUCCUCCUCCUAUGAUGAUUUCUCAGGUGCAAAGUGGGGAGACAAAUGGACAGGAACAAAUACCAGGUCAGAUUGAUUCCCUUAUAGGUAAUGGACGGCAUGUGCCACAAAAGCCUCCUAGAGGCAACACGCGUGGUUCACCCCAGUUAGUGAUUCCCCCACCCCCACCAUACCCUCCUCCAGACACAGAUACUAUGGACCCAACUGUAUUGUACAGUGAAGCAGAUGUUACAGACUCAACCAAGCUGGUACCUAAACGCAACCUACAGCUUCCACAUAUUUCUAGCAUGGAAGAUAUAGUUCUGGAUCUGUCUGAAAUAGAAGAGACCAAUUCUGUUAGCAGCUGUUUUGCCUCAGAGGACACCACAGAAGAUUCAGGUGUUAUGAGUUCCCUUUCUGAUAUUGUAUCACUGGAUUCUCAAAAUGACAGUAUGAGGUCAAGAGAGAAGUCAGUUGAUGCCCAGGAGACAUUGACAGAAAUUGAUUCCAUGUUUGUUGCAGAAGCUUGUUCUGCACAGAGUGGUUCUUCCCACAGUGAUGAGUCUGGGAAUAUUCAAAGAUUAAAUCCUCAGUGGCCCAUGCUUCUUCAAGUACCCACGGGUAUUUUGCUACUUUUACAGCGGAAUAAAAUUGAUGAGAAUAUGGUGGAAGCUAAGUUUGAAAAUUCAGAUGUGUUCAUUGCUGCUCAGCUGCAACAGACCCUAGAUGCACUGGAUGAAGAUCUAGCAGCGAUGGAAGGUCUACAUGAGGAUUAUGAAAGCAAAUCUCUAUUUAGUGAGAUGAUUAAUGGUGCACCCUGCCCUCCUGUAAAAAAUGCCGAGGCUGUCCAGGAUAUUUCACCUUCUGUGCCAGUGACAAUCAUAGAUGAAGUUCCAGAAGGUGAUAUCACAGUACAGUCUGACACUGAGAAAGAAAGUCCCUUUUCUCCCAAGAUAGAUGGUGCUGAAGAUAAUUUAGAUCAUCACACUAGCCUAGGGAAACCAAGAAAUGAAAACCAUAAUACCUUUUAUGUAGAUGAUGAUUCUCCCAGUAAGAGCUUAUUGCAAGAGCAAUCACCUAAAGAAGAGUUUAGGCACCAGAAUGAGGAAGAACCAAAAUGUGAGUUUGAGAUGCCUAUAUCAUCAUAUGAAAAAGGGAAUGAAGGGAAUGAAGGCCAGGAAAUCAUCUCCAAAGAUUGGUUUGAUUCUGAAGUAUCCAAUGCUGAGGUGAUGGCUGCUAAUGUCAACAUUAUGAGUGAUGUUAAUAGAACAAAAGAGAAAGUAAGGCCACCAAAUGAAGUUGAUACCAAGGAGGAUUCUCUAAGCAAAACUAAAACUGAAUUAGGAUUGAAGCAUCUAUCAGCAAAAGCCCAUGAUGAGAAGGAACAUGCUCCGUCACCAUCAAUAUGGUCUCAUCGUGUUCACAAUGGAAUUACAAACUAUGAACCUAAACUUGGCCUGACAACCUUUAAAAUUGUUCCUCCCAAACCUGAAGUAAAAUAUUUCGACAGAGGUACAUCUCUCUCUACUGGUGCCAUUAAAAUAGAUGAGUUAGGCAAUCUGGUGGUUCCAAAUGUUUCUGAUACUAAAAAUGUCACAGUAAAUACAGCUUCAAGUGAAACAGAACAAACUCUUACCAAGAAAGCAAAAGCAUACUGGACGUCAAAUUCUAUGGACAAACAAUUGGGGGAGUUCCCAGUAAGCUGUUCCGCUAAGCCAGUAGUCAACUCCAAACCCCUCAGUAAAAUAUCCAGUAAAAUAAGGCUUGACUGCCUUACAAAUCUAAAAGUACCACUAGUUGAUUCCAAUGUUGUUGAAAAUAAUGUUGAAAAAGCAAAGCCACUUGUUCAUGUCCCCCAGUCUUCAGUGAAAAUACUAACAGUUCCAGUGGUCAACACAGAUAAAGUGGAGCUCCCAUUUCAGAAGCCCCAGAGAAGAACAUCAAGCCAUUAUGUAGCCUCUGCCAUUGCAAAACGCAUGGAUACAUCCCAGUUUAAAACCAACCAAGAAAGGCAUUACAAAGGAGAAGAAAUGAGUAAUGGAAAAGGGCUAAAAACUGAAACAGAACCACUUCCCAAAAGAUGUGUUGUUAUGGCCAAAUACUGCACAGCAGAAACACAGCCCACAGAAACAAGAAAACCUUGUUCAGAUACCUUCAAUUGCAGUAAAAAUGUAUCAAAUACACUACCACUUGGUGCUCGUUCUGGGCUGAUGAAUAACACUGCCAACAUCAAAUCAGAGAAUCAAUCCAAUCCUACUAAUUGCUAUAGUGAACCAUUUACCAGAACACCUUUUAAAGAUAGUGGCAUCAUAAGAGGGGAACCCUGUUGUAGUUCAAUACAGAAUGUAAUUCUUAGAGAAACAUCUUAUGUAUUGAAUCAAAUGAAGGAGCAGAAUGAUCCAACAAGCCCUUCCUUCUUUCAUAAAACAUCUCAUGCUCACUCUUCUUCCCCUACUUUCAGCUCCCUUGUGAAGUCAAUGAGGGGGCACCCUGGUAAUAGUGAAUCAGAAUUAAAUGGUACUCUUACUAUCAAGCAUGUGGUUCCAGAAAAAGAUGAAAAACUUGGCAGUGCACUUACAAGAAAUAAACUAGAGUCUGAUAUUAAAGAUGACAACAUCUACAAUGUUUUUGGGCCAAAAAAAAAGUUUAAACCAGUCAUCCAGAAGUCACUUCCAAAAGAUACAUCAUUACACAGUGCAUUAAUGGAAGCCAUUCAGACUUCAGGAGGAAGAGAGACACUUCGAAAGAUUUCGCCCAGCACAAUAAACGGAACUCAGAAGAAGCCAUUUUGUACAGAACCAGAGAAUGCACGCUCUGCCCUUCUGGCUGCCAUUAGAGGGCAUUGUGGAACCUCAAAGCUGAAAAAAAUCUCCUCGUCUGCUUCUGAAGAACUGCAGAGUUUCCGAAAUGCAGAAGUAGCCUUGCACAACAAGACAAUCUCCACGACAGAGCAGCAAUGUAAUAUUCCACCCCCUCCUCUACCACCAACUCCUGUUCAGUUAACAGUGAAGUCUCCAAGGUCCUCUGCAAGUAGAGUAACAGACAACCCAGGAGAUGCAAGGCAGGCCCUAAUGGAAGCAAUCCGCUCAGGCACUGGGGCAGCACGUUUAAGAAAGGUUCCUCUGCUGGUCUGAACACUAGAUGGCUCUGGUUAUCAUUUCUAAUGUAAUUUCACACUCAUCCUUAUUGGUUGGAAUGAACACCCAUAACAAACCCCAAGUGGUAUAUACAUUUAUUCUUGUGUUUACAGGCCAAUCUAAGUUGUCUUGUCUGUGCGUGCUGCUUUACUUUUUAAUUGGUUCACAGGUUGCUCUACAGCUUCUGUGCCAAGGAUUUGGGGGUUGCCUACCUCCAAAUACUUAAACCGUGCCAAUAAAACUAUCCUUACUGGCAGGUUAAUAUGCUUAUGAACACUUUAUUGUCUGCAUUAAUACUUCAAUGUGUUUAUGGGAAAAAAUCAAGCACUUUUUACUGUAGAUCUGAAACACAACAUUCUUUUCUUCUUCAUAAACAGUUUAAAAUACAUAGUUGUUCCAAACUGCUUAGUUGACUCUUACUUUUUCGUUCUAAAUGCAAAUACAGUUAAAACCCCAAAGUGCAGGCUAUAUAGAUGCAUAAAAAUUAAUAGCAAGGGAAAAAAGGACACCUAAUGGCCUAAAUUGCCAUAUGUUGAAGUCAGCGCUUUUUAUAGUCUAGCAAAUUUUAUUAUCUUCAACAUUCCAGCUAAGCAAGUAAUUGCUAGAGUUCCAGAAGGAGAGACUGAGGGAGGAUGUAUAUGAAAGGCUAAAGGGGGUAUAAAGCACAAAAUUCUAAUGUCUAAGAACACUAUUGCAUUCUGCUACUCCUUUUCAAUGGGGUUUGUUUGCAGGUGAUGUACUUGGUAGAUUGUGCCCUAAGUAUGUCAACUACCAACACUUCCUAGGAGUUCAGCAGGUUGCUGCAAAACCUCCCCCACAUUUUUAUUUAUUUAUUGCAGUGGAGCUUAUGCAAGAGCAUUUCCCAGUCAAUCAUGCCCCAAGUUAAAAGUGCAACUGAAAGUGCUUUUUUUGCCGCUUCCUAGGGUCUGCUGGUUGCAAUUUGUUUGCAAAACUGCUGCUAGAAAGUCAUAAUUCGAGUCGCUUCCACUGGGCUUAUGUGCAUCUCACAUACUAGGAAUGGACCAGUUCUCAUUGAUCAAGCCCUGAGAUUGUGUAAAUGACAUUUUCUUUUUGUUUUCCUUUUAUAAUGUACUUUCAUAGGUAAUUUGAAAAGUUUUUGUUGAAGAUUAACAUAAAUUUAGAAUAACCUUGGUUUUUCACAUUUAUGCUGCAUGUUGUGAAGGAGUCUUAAGAUGCACCUUCACACAUAUAUUUGGUUUAAUAAUAAUAUGCACUGGACACAGUCAAAAGUAAUGAUGCUUUAGUACUAAGAUUUUUAAGGGUACUAUGUAAUAUUGCUAACCUUUUAACAUGUACUGUUUGUUAGCCAUAUACAAACCUGUGUCUGUAUAUUAUAUACUGUAAAAGACUAAUUUAAUUUAGUGCCAGAAAUAAAACCAGUGCAGAAUUGAGAUGUCA
Messenger RNA from Varanus komodoensis (Komodo dragon), 5893 nucleotides. It is a transcript of the gene COBL, whose product is annotated as cordon-bleu WH2 repeat protein. Gene Ontology annotation, cellular component: ruffle; terminal web; actin filament. The coding region runs from base 191 to 4471 and encodes 1426 amino acids. The record is from RefSeq and is a predicted model, not a curated record. Lineage: Eukaryota; Metazoa; Chordata; Lepidosauria; Squamata; Varanidae. Gene Ontology annotation, molecular function: actin monomer binding. Gene Ontology annotation, biological process: actin filament polymerization; actin filament network formation. The transcript has 16 exons.